Messenger RNA from Bombus impatiens (common eastern bumble bee), 9073 nucleotides. RefSeq names its product DE-cadherin (gene shg). Gene Ontology annotation, biological process: adherens junction organization; homophilic cell-cell adhesion; calcium-dependent cell-cell adhesion. Gene Ontology annotation, cellular component: adherens junction; catenin complex; plasma membrane. NCBI's taxonomy places the organism in Eukaryota, Metazoa, Arthropoda, Insecta, Hymenoptera, Apidae. The transcript has 15 exons. The coding region runs from base 452 to 4930 and encodes 1492 amino acids. The record is from RefSeq and is a predicted model, not a curated record. Gene Ontology annotation, molecular function: calcium ion binding; cadherin binding.
AGGCAGGCAGGCAGGAGGCAGGCAGGCAGCGAGUAAGCUGGAAAGCACAGGGUACCGCGAACGAAUCGCGCGUCCUCGUCGUUCAGUCGGGUAGGCGCGUUUCUGCGGCGUCGGUCUUCCGAGGGUAGCGUUCGCUGGUGUUGUCUUUUGGUUUAUCGUUUGUUCCUUCGAGUGCAGUGUGUAACGGGUGUUUUGUUCACCGUGUGACGCGAAGAAACGCAGAGAGGGAGGAGGGGGAAAAGGAAACUAAGGAUCAUGAGAACCAUGUGCACCCGUAGUGAUGUACUUUAGCGAUCGUUGAAAGUUUUCAACGAUCAAGGAAAGGAAUUCGUAUUGGUGAUAAACGUACGAGAUAGACAAGACGAAAAAGGAGCGACAGCGUGGUUGCUCCGGCCGGGACAUCCAGCCAGGAAGCCAAGGGAAAGGACCAACGAGAGAGGAAAAGGGAAACAUGUCGCGACAGCAUGCUAGCAGGCACGUUAUACGGGCCUGGGCGAGGCCUCCGCAUCUUUUGCUGUCGUUCCUGCUUCUUUAUGGAGCUCUCGCCGACGCAACGAGAUUGAGGCAUUCCAGACACUUGGACGCGAGAUCGCAGUUUCCUAACGAAGAGGAAUUUCAGAUGCAACUGAACGAAAACCACAAUCACAAACCAGUGUUUUCGAAUUGCUCGAAUUACGCACCAGUAGUGAAAGAGGAGGAGCCAGUGGGCACGGUGGUGAUUAAAGUGCACGCAGAGGACAGAGACCAUCCAGACGAUGGAGGCACCAUCACUUAUAGUUUCGUGACAGCUCCCGGCGAGAAACUAAAAUUCGAGAUCAACAACAGGACCGGGUUGAUCCGGACGACGCAGGUGCUGGACAGGGACGAACCGGCUCGAGAAAAGGAAGCCUACCUGACCGUCCUCGCGACCGACAACGGAAGGCCGCAACUAGACGACGUGUGCACGUUCAAAGUGACCAUCGAGGAUGUGAACGACAAUGGGCCCGUUUUUGACAAAGUGGCGUAUACCGAGUCGGUGCCGCAAGAUUUGCCCCUGGGACGAGAAGUGAUGAGGGUAUCCGCCACGGACAUCGACGAUGGCAACAACUCGGUGGUCUACUACAGCUUGUUGUCUAGAAAGCCCGAAGACGCGGUGUACUUUCGAAUCGAUCGCAACACGGGUGUGAUAUUUCUCAAUAAAACCAUCGAUAGGAAUCCGGAUUACAAGUUCAGCAUGACCGCCACAGCUAAGGAUCAGGGCGACGUUCCAAAAUCGAACACGAUCGAUCUGGAUAUUCGAGUGGUGGAGUCUCACAAGAAGGCUCCGGCUUUCUUGCCAAGACCUGCCGAGCCGAUUCGAUUGCAGGAAAAUUUCAGCGACUUCGACGCGAGUAUCAUCCGGCUAAAGGCCGUCUCGAACAGCGGAGACAACAGCGGUCUCUUGUUCGAGCUGGUUCCUGGUAGAACAGAGCAAACCAACAAAGGAAAUACGUUCAGAUUGGAGUCAAACAAGGAUGCCGCCGACAUCAAGCUCUCUCAGCAUCUUGACUACGAGAGCAACACGGUUUACACGCUGAUCGUGCGCGUGCAGAACAAGUAUCAGCUGGCUGCCGAGACCGUGAUCGAUAUCGAGGUGUUGGAUGUCAACGACAACAUUCCAGUGUUUCGAGAUCUGAAGAAAGGUAGAGUGCUCGAGAACGAGCCACCAGGCGUCCCGGUAAUGCAAGUGCGUGCGAUCGACGCCGAUGGAACCUCCGCCCAUAACCAGGUCACGUACGAAUUGGAUAACUUCCGGGAUCUUUUCGCUAUCGAUAAGUAUACCGGUAACAUCACCACUCUGACCACGUUCGAUAGAGAGACCGAAGACACGUACAACGUGAAGGUGAUCGCCAUGGACAAUUCUCCCAGUGCGCUGUUCAAGACGGGGGAGCACAACAAAGGUCAGCAAGUGUUUCGCAUCGAGAUCGCGGAUAAGAACGACAACGCUCCCCAUUUCACGCAAGCUGUUUAUACCGCGAAUUCGAUCCUGGAAAAUGCCAAUAUCAACGCGCCGGUCACCGAAGUGAAGGCCAAUGAUUUGGACACUGCCAGUCCGGUUACCUACAGCAUUAUAUUUGGCAAUACCGACGACAGCUUUUAUAUCGAAAACACAACUGGAAAGAUCCGCGUGAAGAAGCCGUUGGAUUACGAGAAGAUCACGGAAUACAAUUUGACUGUGAGAGCUUUCGACGGCGUGUAUAACGAUACCGCUCAAGUGAAGAUUUUUAUCGAAAACGUAAAUGACAAUCCGCCGGUCUUCGAGGACUUUAAUAAGAAUCCUACUAUCGAGGAAGAGAAGCUGGUGGAAGGUUGUAUCACCACUGUGGUCGCUUACGAUCCCGACAUCAAGGACAGGAACGCUGAUCAGCAUAUCGCGUACUUUAUCGUAAAAGAAGACCAACAACCUCUCAUAGGUAUCGACAAAUCUGGUUGCAUGACCUUGAAGAAACCUCUCGAUCGCGAUGGCCCCUUGGGAUACUCCAUGUGGACGGUGAUCGUUAUGGCGCGAGACGAAGACGGCUCCCCGACCGCGCUACGAGAACUCGUAAUGGUGAACAUCACGUUGAUCGAUAUAAAUGACAACGCGCCAUUCCUCGACAUGCCCUAUCCCGUAGUAUGGGGUGAGAACAGGGCUCCUGAUAAGAUCACGGAAUUGAAGGCUCGCGACUGGGACUCGGACGAAAACGGACCUCCUUUCCAAUUCGAAAUAGACAAAAAUACCGCUGACGACGAGAUUCUAGCCAAAUUUGCUAUUCGAGACGCCGAGUUGUUUGCUCGUGUCGAGUUCGAUCGAGAAGAACGAAAGAGUUACGACAUUGCGAUCGCUAUCACGGAUAGCGGAAAGCCACCCAUGACGGGAACAUCGACGUUGACCGUAAUCAUCGGUGACGAGAACGACAAUGCUAUGUCAGAAGGUUCCAGCUCUAUAUUUGUCUACAAUUAUAAAGGCGAGGCUCCAGAAACAAAUAUCGGACGAGUGUAUGUAAACGACGCUGACGAUUGGGACUUGCCAGACAAGCAUUUUGCCUGGGCAUCGACCCACGAAGGAUUUACUUUAAAUCCGAAGGACGGUAUGAUCACGCUGCUUCCAGGAAUCUCGAACGAUACGUUCGUCCUCAAGUUCAUAGUCACCGAAUACAGCAUUCGCAUUCCGCGACAUCAGGUGAACGCGUACGUGAACGUCACGGUGAAAGAGCUGCCCGAGGAAGCGGUCGCUAGGUCCGGAUCCGUGCGGUUCUUCGGAAUGACAGCCACAGAGUUCGUCGCUCCUGGCGAAUCUGGCGUUAGUAAGAAGGAAAUAUUUCAGGAGAGAAUAGCGAAUAUGCUUAAUACUUCGGUGGAGAACGUGGACGUGUUCACGGUGCUUCAUUCGCCGCAUCAUAACAACAAUAGUUUGUUGGAUGUACGGUUCUCGGCGCAUGGCAGUCCUUAUUACGCCCCUGAGAAACUGAAUACGAUCCUGGCGCAACACACGGAGGAGAUCGAACGAGAGCUAAAGACAGAUAUCUUGCUGGUGAAUAUCGACGAGUGCCUCAUCGAAAAACAGCAUUGUAACAAUACUUGUCGUAAUUAUCUGAAUGCAAGCACGGUCCCGUAUCCGGUUUAUACGAAUAUCAGUACGUUCGUUGGAGUGCGAGCUGUGGUAGAUCCACAGUGUACUUGUCAUGUUGCUGAACCGAUCGUUUGUCUGAAUGGAGGCACACCGUUGGCAGAUCGAUGCGAGUGUCCUCCGGGUCUCGAGGGGCCAAGGUGCGAGCUUCUUGGCAUUGGUUUUCAUGGCAACGGUUGGGCUAUAAUGCCGCCACCUGGUCAAGCUUGCGACGAUUCUCAUUUGGGUCUCGAGAUAACGCCUCACAUAGACAACGGUCUGGUAUUUUACUUUGGUCCGAUGACGUAUAGUUCAAAGAUCAGAAUUCAAGACUUCAUGGCCCUGGAACUUCAACAGGGAUACGCGGUUCUCUACAUGGACUACGGGUCUGGCACUGUGAAACUCGAUCAACCGCACAUUAAGCUCACUGACGGAGAAAGACAUAGGAUAGACGUUUACUUUACGAAGAACGCGAUAGAAAUGAAAGUGGACAACUGUGGAAUCUCCGCGUGUAUGAGCUUAACCGCGCCGCAAGGACCGAACGGAUUUUUGAACGUGAACAGCCCCUUGCAGAUAGGUGGAACUCUGACUAAUCUCGCGAAGAUGGCUUCGCAACUAGGAUGGGAUUAUGUACCUACCGACAGAGGAUUCGUCGGAUGCAUACGCAACAUGACCUUCAAUGGAAAUACGUACAACUUGGGUAUGCCGUCGCUAUCUAGAAACGCGGAUCCUGGCUGCGAUCACGGAAUGGCAAAAGCCGUGUCCUUCGGGAUCGACACCAAUUUCAUUGUCGCGAUCUUAGUUUGUUUCGCGAUAUUGUUGAUACUGUUGUUCGCGGUGGUGGUGCACAGGAAGAAGACCGACGAUCUAUAUAAGGAUAUGGACGACAUCAGAGAGAACAUUAUUAAUUACGAGGACGAAGGAGGCGGCGAAGUCGAUACGGGCUACGAUUUGAACGUUCUUCGAACGAUUUACGACGCGCCGCCUAUCGAUUCGAAAAUUGCGCCCGUUGGCUUGCAAUCCAGAGGUCCCGACGAGGUGCCGGAUAUUUGCGGUUUCCUAGACGGCAAGAAAGAGAGCUGCGACAAGGAUCCUGACACGAAUCCGUUCGACGAUGUCAGGCACUAUGCGUACGAAGGAGAAGGCAAUUCCGAGGGUUCUUUAUCAUCCUUGGCUUCAUGUACCGACGACGGAGAUCUCAAGUUCAACUACUUGUCGAACUUUGGCCCGAGGUUCCGCAAAUUAGCCGACAUGUACGGAGAAGAACCCAGCGACGAAGAGAGCGACGGAGUCGGAGAACGGGAAAGCGAGAGUUGGUGUUGAGUCUCGCGCGACCUUUCGACUUUCGACUCGAAGAGUUCGCGACAAUUAACUCGGUAACUUCCGAUCUCCUCGACGAAGCAACGAUUCCUCUUCGCUUCGUCGCCUCGUGUACUUAACUCGAACUCGAGGAUACCUGUUGUACUUUUGUACCGAGGACACAGUGCCGAAUCACGGCAUCGGUAGCCACAUAUCGUUUCGACAGAGCGUAAUCGAAGCGUAGUAUUUUCCUUUCUCUAUUAUUUUCUGUUCAUUUUAUCUAUUUUUACGUCUUUCCUUUUACCCGAGCAAACUGCUCUCGCAACCAAUAGAGAAUAACAUUCGGUUAGAAUUGAAUUUUCAAAGGAAACAAAGGACAGCUCGUAAUGCUCUCCGAGUGACGAUGUAACACGCGAUCUUUAAGAAUAGACGACAUAGCGGCGGAAGACUAAGAGACCACGAAAAAGCAAAGAUAGUAUUCUAUUUCCUAUUGACAAGAGAAUAUAAAACGAAGAAAUAAAAAAAGACAGGUAACAGUGAAUUAAAAAAAAAAGAAAAAAAGAAAUCGACGCAUCAGCCGAGAAUGACUUGCUAUGACGACUGUAACUCGGCUGUCUAGCAUCACACGACAAUGGACACGCGCAUAUUCGCUCGUUAAUAUGCGUUAAUUUGGCGCGUGCAUUCCACCAGUAACGAACGGAACGAUGAUUUAUAGCGUGAAGAGAUCGCGAGAAUCUGACUUCGAACGAAGAUGCAAAGAACACGGUGAAUUCUUUUGGCAAUCAUUCGAGUUACGAGGACUGGACUUAUUUUUUUAUACGUACAUUAUAGAAACGAAUAAAUACGUAUGUAUGCAUGUACAUGCCUGCGAGGACAUCGUGGGCAACGAGUAUAUAGAAUGCAGAGAGGAAACGAGACGAAUGAAUGAUGGCAGCGUAGCGAUAGGCGAAACCCGAGACACGAUAGGGAAAAAUAAAGAUGGAACAAAUGGCAGCGGGAGAGCGUUACCGCUCCUCUAUAUUUAACUUAUAGACUAUUUUAUUAAACGAUUAUGUGCGCGAGUGCGUUUAGAAACUGUGUAGCAGGUGUGCGAAACUUUACAUAUGCGAAUACACGAAUAGAUAUAAACCUAAACACCGAAUCUAUGCUGUACACAGAUGCGUGUGUGCAUGAGUGUGCAUGCGCGCGCGUCUAGGCCAAUGCGAUUGGAAAUGGAAUAUGUCACGCGUGCGAAUCGGUGAGAAGGGAUCCGAGUGCCAUAUCGUGUGCCCGAAAUCUGAAUCUAAAAUCGAUCCACCGAAUUGUGCACGAAUACACGAAUGUAUGGUCGCAACGUUUACCAGCGACGAACAGUUCCAACGCGACUGUUUGCCUUUUCUUUUCCGCCGAUCGGCGAUAAUCGUUUAUCUCGACAUCCAUUUUAUUCCAUUCGCGAAGACGCACGCGCGCGUGUGCCUGCGAAUAUUUCCAAGUAUAUGUAUAUAGAUAUAUAUAUAUAUAUAUUAUGUAUGUAUGUAUAUCCGUGUACCUAUGUAGGCGUUCGCGCACGUACGUACACGUAUAUAUGUGAUAAUAAUUUGUAAGCUUUUUGUACGAUACAUCAACGGCGAUAUGCAUAUGUAUAAUAAUAAUAGUAACGAUAACGAUAGUCGUAAUAAGAACAACAGCAUCAGUAAUAAAAGUACGCAAAUGUAUAUCGAUGGCGAUUCAGGUGGACUUUUAACCCUUUGCGGUCGUAUCGAGCUUAGAUUUGGUUGCUGGAAUUCAUUUUCGUUGAACUCUAAUAAUUAGAUCGCGGAUUUGUAUCUGUUUCUAGAAGAUUCGAAGAUAGAAAAGUGCGUAGGAAACAUAUAAAAUAUCCAAAGUAGAGUACUUGUUAUAACGUUUAACAUGCGAACCGAAUUUCUGUAUCUACGUCCUACUACGCUAUUAACCGUGUUCAUAAAAAUCUGAAUUUGUAUAAAUAUUUGCCAUCUACUGAUUACGUAAUUAAGGGAGAUGUUAAAAAGAUCAAACUGAUAUUCGUUGCUGCUACUUUACAUCUACGGCUUUCCUUUUGCCAAUUUAGAGCGUUGCUUAUGAAAUAUUUUAAGAAAUGGAAAUGUCUACCUGCACUAACUUGUAAGUCUUAUUAACUCAUCGAGGACCAAAGUUGCGUCAGCGCGAUAUUUCAUUUACAAUUUCUUUUUAACCAAUUUACACCGUGGAAUUCUAUUGAAUCCACGUUAGAACUACGAAAGGGAAUAUCGAAGAUCUACCGAAUAUCAGAAUUUCUUUUCCCAUAUAAAAAUUGUACGAAACACGGAGAAACUCGAUCUAUUUUGUAUCGCCAUAAACUGUUCCUUCUUCAAAUUAUAAAAUUCUUCUUGUACCUUCGAUUUAUGUCACGGCCUUCCGUAACGUAUUUAUUAUUCUAAUACAUUUUUUAACCUGCUAAAACAACAACUCGUGUCUAAAUUUUCUAAUAAUAUUGCGUUUCACUUGAUCGUUCGUCGGAUGCCACGCAACCUCGAAGAGCGUCGUAUUCGGUAUGACAUACGAUCAAACUGAUUCUUUGCCUCGGUAGCCGAGAGUAUACGUACGAUCGAAGUACCAAGAGCGUUCUGAUGGCAGAGAGAAAUCGUACGACCGCAAAGGAUUAGCAAACUCCGUUUGGGUGAACUUACCUACUGAAUCGACUUCAAAGCGCCGUCGAAAGAUUUAACGUGUAAUUUAUACGAUAAGAAACGAAUGCGGUUUAGGGGAGAGCGCGUGAUCUCAGAUGCGUACAAGAGUAGUUGGUUCGUACGCAUCGAUAUCCAAGAAUGAACGUUUUCUUUCUUAUUUAGAUGACGUCUGUCACCGAAUAAUUACGAUUGCACGGGCACGAGUAUCGAGAUACGUUAUCGGAAUAAUAAGAUAUGUGUUAGUAAAUCACCUGUCGUAUCAUACAGGUGGGCGUCUUUUUAACGAUACACUCCGUCGCAGUACAAAGAACGUCUCCGUCGGCAGCGGCGAAUAAGAAACGUGAAACGAUCGCCACUCAUCGGCAGAGUUCGGCUCGAUUUUGCCGCGUCACAUUUAUUUAUCGCGCACUGACUAAGCUACGAGCGGACUAGUUCGCGAUACGCUACUUAUGCUAUAUACUCGAACACUGCCCUUAUGUACAAUUAAAGAGAAGAGAAAAGAAUAAAAAGAGAAACGACGCGACGGUUCUGUUCCACGACCAUGCAUCUAGCUGGUCAAGGUGUGAGAGCGGUGACACCUAAAGCUCCGUUCAGAUUAGUCGAUUACAUAUUUGAAUUGGAGCUGUUUUGCAGGUGUUUCGAAGAAUCCUGAUUUUAAGAUAGAUAAUGAAAAGUAAACUGCAAGUAGUUACGUAUGUCUGUAAAAUGUUCAUCGACGAAUAUCACGCAUAGCAAGUACGACUAAGAAUAUUAAGUUGAAAGAAAGGUGAAGUUGCUUUAGGACACGAAUAUCGGUAAAUACGCGAAGCUGCGAAUAACGCGAUACAUAUCGCGAUAUCUAUACCGUUCCAUUUCGAACUUGCCUCUGUUCCAAAUCCAACAGUGGAUUUUUCCACCUUGCGCCUUUUCAUUUUGAGUAAUUCCAUCUGGAAUGUUAACGAAUUUAAAUAAAAGUCUCGAAGGAGAAGCGACGACGAUUGCAAAGAGAUCGGUAAGAUUCUUGAAAGAAAUACUCGAAAGGAUAUUUCGAAUCGAGUAACGUAACGGAUCGACACCAGUAAAAUGCUAUAAAUUAUUUGAAAUCAAGCGACUUUCGAGCAACGAAGAUACGCGCGGAAAUGUAAAAGGAUAUUUCAAGAGAUUUCGAGUUGCGAGUCAAAUUUAUAUCGCUUGAAUUCAGGUAAUUCGUCUAAUUUGAACGAAGCUCUAUUGUCAAAGAGGCGUUCCUCUUUCCGAGUGAUGUUGGCGAAAGAGUCGCGAGACGAACACUUUAGCCACAGGUAUACGCAUAUACAGGCUUCUUGUAAAUUAUAUUCCAGGACACGCGAGACCACAAUGGUUGGCCGCGCGACCUACUCGACAUGUGAUAGUUGAUCGCAAGAUAUACGCGCAGCACAUCUUUCACCUUUACUCGCGAGAUCCAUCUACCGUCGUCGGAGAUACGUGUAACUUCGUGUUCUUCUUUUUUUUGUAGCAAUAAUAAAAGACGAUGACAUUGGAA